CUCCUUGACAAGUAGUUAAAAAACACAACUGAACUAGAGCAGAACCAGCAACUUAAAACGAAUUUCCAAGCAAUAUACAAAAAUGUUUGCAAACGAAUAUUUGGUCAACGAAUCUGAAUAUUUGAGUUUUCCAUGUGCCAUGCCAAUGGAAGAAUCUCUGGUAGCUCCUGCCUUGGCUCCUUCAUUAUCCUUGGAGAAGACCAAGCGAUCUCGCACUGCCUUCACCUCCCAUCAACUUAUGGAAUUGGAACGUGAAUUCCAUCAGAAUCGUUAUCUAGCCAAACCUAGACGCAUGGAAAUCGCUCAGAGACUAGAUUUAACUGAAAGUCAAGUGAAAAUUUGGUUUCAAAAUCGUCGCAUGAAGUCCAAGAAAUUGGCCACAAAGCAAAUGGCCCGUAAGGUGAAAGAAAUUGCUGCUCCUAUAGAUCAGGCAUCCGAACCAAAACUUAAUGAUCAUGAGCUAAUUGUCGAACGACUUUUGCAAUAUGUUUCUUCCAAUCAAAAUUCAAUUGCAUCAACGGAGGAAUUCAACCAAGUGGAAUUGAAUCUUGAUUUCUUGAACGAAGAUCAAUUUACUUCAACAUCCGAACUUACAUUAAAUCAAACGGAUUUGGCCAACAUUGAUAAUAAUACAGCCUGGCCUUGGAAUUGGAUGGAAAGUGGGCAGGAUUUCAUACCCUUCAAAGAUAUGCAGGAUAUGGAAAUUGACCCCUGUGAUUUAUUUGCCUUCGAUCAACAACAACAACACCAACAACCACAGGAAUUUGUUGGACACAAUUUUAACUGGGAUACAAAUAGUAGCUUAACUUCUGGGUCAACUUCGUCAUCUUGUGAUUCUCUAGAUGUGGAUUUCGAUUUUAUAGACAAUUUAUUAAACUUUUAAUUUCUGAAUUGUGUUCAACAUGUUUUGUAUAUAUAUCUGU
This is a messenger RNA of Drosophila willistoni, 923 nucleotides long. RefSeq names its product protein zerknuellt 2. Gene Ontology annotation, molecular function: DNA-binding transcription factor activity, RNA polymerase II-specific; RNA polymerase II cis-regulatory region sequence-specific DNA binding. Gene Ontology annotation, biological process: regulation of transcription by RNA polymerase II. The transcript is spliced from 2 exons. Gene Ontology annotation, cellular component: nucleus. The record is from RefSeq and is a predicted model, not a curated record. NCBI's taxonomy places the organism in Eukaryota, Metazoa, Arthropoda, Insecta, Diptera, Drosophilidae. The coding region runs from base 83 to 883 and encodes 266 amino acids.